This is a messenger RNA of Vollenhovia emeryi, 1583 nucleotides long. It is a transcript of the gene Art8, whose product is annotated as protein arginine N-methyltransferase 6. Gene Ontology annotation, molecular function: protein-arginine N-methyltransferase activity. The transcript is spliced from 5 exons. Lineage: Eukaryota; Metazoa; Arthropoda; Insecta; Hymenoptera; Formicidae. Gene Ontology annotation, biological process: peptidyl-arginine methylation. Gene Ontology annotation, cellular component: nucleus. The record is from RefSeq and is a predicted model, not a curated record. Bases 500 to 1540 code for a protein of 346 amino acids.
CCUAUGAACAUUUUAAGAAUAUUCAUCAAGAAUUCGAGUUCGAGGGUUCGAGCCUAGCUACCACAGUGCCAACACAAUAUUCUGAAAUCAAGAAUGCACUCCAAAAGAAUGUUCGUAGAACUAUGGCUGCUUGAAUGACAGGUUAGAGUCCACGCGUGGACUUGCAUAAAUACACCGAUAUUUUAGACCGAUAGUAAAUUUCUAAAUAAAUUGCCGGUGCUUGUUUCCGCAUUAGUUUGGCGAGUAACAAUAUUUAUUUCCUGAGAAUUUUCUCACAGAUUCGAUCGACACGCGUGACAGUGAGGUAAAUGGAGAAGAUUCAGUUACACACGUGUUAUCCACGUGGUGCCUGAUCGAAGGCGGAUCGAGAUACGUUCGAUGUGUUUCUCAAUUGGAAUUGCCUCUAGAAGACAAGGGCCAGAGAAGUAGAAGACAACGUUGAAACAGGAAGUUGUACUUCGUCUUGCAGAAUUCACACUUUUGUUCACACGUGCGAACGAUGGAUCAAUACUUCAAAAGUUACGAGGAACUCGAUAUCCAUCAAUUAAUGCUGAGCGACAAAGCACGUGUCUUGGCGUACAAAGCUGCAAUUUUUAACUCGAAGGAGCAGUUUCAGGACAAAAUCGUAAUGGACGUUGGUGCUGGCUCAGGAAUAUUAUCGGUUUUUUGCGCCCAGGUUGGCGCGAGUAAAGUUUACGCGGUGGAAGCGAGCACGUUGGCGAGGACGAUCGAGCAAGUGUCGAGUGAAAACAACGUGCGGGGCAAAGUUGAAGUAAUUCACAGUAAAGUAGAGGACAUUCGUCCAGGCAGUUUAGAGAAAGUGGAUGUAAUUGUUUCAGAAUGGAUGGGUUUUUACUUGGUGCACGAAGGAAUGUUAGAUUCCGUGCUCUUCGCCAGAGAUAAUUUCUUACGCGAGGACGGUUUGUUGUUCCCGUCCGUCGCGAAACUGUACGCCUCGCCGUGCCAGUUGCCUUCCAUGUACGAAUUUUGGAACGAUGUGUGCGGAGUCAGUAUGAGAUGUAUUGGAAGAGAGUACAGAAGAGAUAAAUCCUCGAAGCCGGAGGUCCUGCUUCUAAAUCGAGACGACCUUCUGGCGGAAGGAAAAUUGUUCGCCUGGCUGGACCUGAGGUGCGUCUCCGUGGCAGAGCUGGAUCUGCUGGGUGGAGAGGAUUAUGUGUCGGUGUGCGAGAAGGACGGGCGGUUCCAGGGGGUGUGCAUCUGGUUCGCGGUCGAGUUUCCCGACGGCUCGGAACUGUCCACGGGGCCCCGCGACAACGCGACGCACUGGAAACAAACCGCGGUCGUUCUGCCCGAGGACGCGGAGGUGACGAGGGGCGAGCCCGUCGCCUUCAAACUGGAACUGAGGAGAAACGCGUCGUGUCCGAGACGUUACAAUAUGGAGCUGAGCUUGCUCGACGCGGAGGCAGUGGAGCACGAUGUUCCGUGCGGUUGUCACAUGACGAGAUGUAUAGUGACGAGAAAGUACAUUGAUGACUUGGACGAGCGCGAGUCGUGCGCGAUAGAGAGUACCGAUUCGUAGAUGUACAUGAAAUUGAAACAUCAAAUACAGUCGAAAUGAAAAA